Messenger RNA from Cercospora beticola, 1092 nucleotides. RefSeq names its product Nas2p (gene NAS2). Gene Ontology annotation, biological process: proteasome regulatory particle assembly. Lineage: Eukaryota; Fungi; Ascomycota; Dothideomycetes; Mycosphaerellales; Mycosphaerellaceae. Gene Ontology annotation, cellular component: cytoplasm; nucleus. Gene Ontology annotation, molecular function: protein binding. The record is from RefSeq and is a predicted model, not a curated record.
GUGGAGCAGUCGACUAUUGGCUGUCGAGGAGCGCGACGAGACCUUGCAAGUUGUCUCUGCGCCGAAAGAACUCUACGAUCGCUCAGGCGACUUCAGCAACGCAUACAGCAUCAACCCCGCAACGUAGGUCGACGAUUACGUCUGGCGAGGCAGCCUUGACCUUCACCUCUCCUACAAUCAUUUCCAUUUCAUCAACUGCUCCUCCUCUCCGCACUACAAAUGGGGCUCAGAAUGGACGAUCUACACGCGCCCACAGUGGGCUCUGGUCCAACGUCGCAAGCAGCUUCGAGUUCGCAAGGCUCGAAGAAGUCCUUCCAGGAGCUCAUCACACAAAAGCAGAAUCUCGAGGCUGAAUUGUCGGCUCUGGGCUCAGUCCUCGACUCUCACGGCGUGAAUAUGACGACUCCGCUUACCACGCCCGAUGGCUUUCCACGAUCGGACAUCGAUGUUGCGCAGAUUCGAACGACAAGAGCUAGGAUCAUACGGCUGAAGAAUGACCACAAGACUGUGAUGAAGAGCCUAGAGGAGGCCGUGCAUGAGCAGUUCGCAGCAGGGAAGACGCCGGAGGAGAUACCAGCACAAGCUUCUGGCAGCGCAACGACUAGGGCAGCGCCAGUCGUGGAGCCUCCCUUUGCCCGAGUCAACGCAGUAGUGCCUUCAAGUCCAGCAGAACAAGCUGGCAUGAAAGUCGGCGACAAAGUGACCAAAUUUGGGUGGGCGACCUGGACGAACCAUGAGCGGCUGGCAAAGGUCGCGGAGAUCGUGCAACAGAAUGAGAACCGCACAAUUCUGGUCAAGGUCUUGAGAGAGGGUGAAGGGGCAAUAUCGCAGAGCCAUGAAAUGCAGCUCACGCCACGUCGAGACUGGGGAGGGCGAGGUCUGCUCGGCUGCCACCUCGUACCAUUGUGAACAGAGAUCUCGUGGAGACUGGAUGUCGAGAGCGCAGAUACCUCCAGGCAUUCUUGCCGGAGGCAAGUCACUGCGAAGCGCAUGGAUGGGCCCUCACGCAGCUGCGCCGCCGACAGACAGUGCUGUGACAUAGUGCAUGGCAGCAAUAAAAGGCGUCUUGCAGGUGCGCAGCAUGUUCAGCAG